Molecule: messenger RNA, 1155 nt
Organism: Eleginops maclovinus (Patagonian blennie)
Lineage: Eukaryota; Metazoa; Chordata; Actinopteri; Perciformes; Eleginopidae
Exons: 3
Coding region: 307-858 (183 amino acids)
Molecular function (GO): protein-disulfide reductase activity
Source: RefSeq, a predicted model, not a curated record
CGUAGUGCUCACCACGCCUCUUCAGACCUUAUCCCCUGGUCAGCUGCUGCUCUUCCAACAUUGAUUUACAGUUUGUAUUAAAUGUAACUUUCUCUCACCAAAUAGGUAAAUGCGAGGAAGCGAGAGAUACUUAUGAGCGUUUGUUCUGAACAACAUCAGCGUUUGACCUCUGUUGGGCAAUCGCUUGUUGUUUAACACAUGCAUAGUUGGCUACGUUAGCUAUUGUUGGCUAACUUACUGUCAGGCACAGUUAGAUAUAUCAGCUUAAUGUGUAGCCUGUAGUGUUAUCACUUAUCAGCAAAUUUGAUGAUGUGGUUUAAUAAGUUCAGUGUAUUUGCAAAAGGUUACCAGAUGAGAGCAUGUUUAGCCAGAUUACCAAUUUAUUUAAACUCAACAAUAAGAGUGGCACCUGCACUCUGCAGACUACAGCAUCGCACCUUCAGCUCUAAACCUGCAGGUGUCAAGGUGCUGUAUGAUGGGCAAUGUCCCAUAUGUGUCCAAGAGAUCCGGUUCCUUCAGUUUAUGCAGACAAACAGGCCUGAGAAAGUAGAUUUUAUUGAUAUCUCCCUGACAGACUAUGAUGAAGGGAAAUACAAGGGUGUCAGCUACGAGAUGGCCAUGGAGGAAAUGCAUGUGAUUGAUGAAAAUGACAAGGUUCACCGUGGAAUCCCAGCGUUUUCAGUCAUGUACAGUGCAGUGGGGUUCGGCUGGUUGGGUCGCUUCAUGAUGUGGUCACCUGUGAGACCCUUCAUGGAAAACUGCUACGACAUCUUUGCUAGGAAUCGCUUAAAGUGGACUGGACGUGGGGAGGAGUGCACCAAAGGACGCUGUGAAAAAAAAAAAGAGAAUGACUCCUGAGCACAGAAAAGUGGAUUCAGUUAUUUAAUGUAUCCUAGAGAACAACUGCAUAAAUACGUAUUCUUUAACAAUCAUUUUAUUAUGAACCUAUCUAUAAAUGUUGAAAGACUGUUCUGUGAAGGGAAAUAUUGGCUGCCUUAUUAAAAGUGUGUGUUGUGAUGCCAAUGCAAAAUUCUGUGACUUGUAACACUGUAAGUUUAAUUAAACAUACUUCAGUUUUCAUCCAUGAUGAAAACAUGAACUCAUUAAAAAUGGCAUUAAAUGCUUAUAUUAAAAAAUCUAAAAGGAAAAACACAA